This is a messenger RNA of Paramormyrops kingsleyae, 2139 nucleotides long. RefSeq names its product GTP-binding protein Rhes-like. The record is from RefSeq and is a predicted model, not a curated record. Gene Ontology annotation, molecular function: GTPase activity; G-protein beta-subunit binding; GTP binding. Lineage: Eukaryota; Metazoa; Chordata; Actinopteri; Osteoglossiformes; Mormyridae. Gene Ontology annotation, biological process: signal transduction.
CCAGAUGCAAGAGCUGACCGCAAAAUGGAAAAUCUUUACAUACUCAUGUAAAUAACAUGUCAAGAAAUGGUUACGCAAAUCACUGGUAUAUGAUUCAUUCUUUAACACGAAAUAGUAAAUCAUGUUUAUCACGUCGUGACUGCAGCCGGACAACGACCGACCGCUAACUCGCAUCACAAAACGUUCGACCAUAGAAGUAUUGACUACAAAGCAGAGCACGCAUCGAUAGAAUACUAUUAUAUAAUAUAUUAUUGGAUAUCAUGUAUCAUGCAUGUUAAUAAAUAGGCCUAGACUGAAAGGGCAUGCUAUUUACAGUCAAUUAAACAUUUUACGGAAAUGCCAUACUAUAGGCCUAUACUGAAUAUGGUACCGAGCCCAAAAAUAUAACAUGUUUUUUUCUUGUGCUAUGUAUGUAAAUCUGGCUUAAAUAUGACAAAAGGCGUCCGUCGGUGAUAUAAGAAAGGGAAAGCCUUCCCUAUAUAGAUCUAAGUGGGAGGGCUGGCUGCAGAGAGGCGUUUGGGUUCCCUUAAUCCCACAGCGAUCAUCAUACGGUGACGUACCGACUCGCAAACUCACGACUGCCCUAUAUAAACGGCGUGCGAGGCUGGAGGGGAACAGUAAGCAGCCGAUACAUGAUCUUCAGAGGAGGAUAGGCGUAGUGGCAGCGGAGCUUGCGUACUCUGCAUAGGGCAAACUGCGCCAGUGUUUUCAGACGAUAGAUGCGUGUGUCGGGAGCAAGCAUGGACGCGAAAAGCAGCGGCGUUUUCUUCCCCGUGCACGGCACCGCCGAGGUCAAUGGCACCGGCGUAGAUCGUCCUGAAAGCGGCGUGCCAGUCGAGCCCCAGAGAUGCGCUCUCGGCGGACCACAGAUGCAGUUCCCCGGCGUGAGAAACGCGUGCAGCGGCGACCCCUCCAAAGUCCUCCUGAAGUACAGAAACGCUUCUGAUCUCAGGGUCUCAUACAUUCCAAAGUCAGAAGCUGGGAUCAUUAAAAGUGUCACGGCUCACUGGUUACAGCCGGAAACUAAAGCGAGGACCGUGCGGUCCUCCAGCAUAGGUAGUCGGUAUCCGUCCUUAGACCGCUUUCCCUGCAAAAGAUUUUCUGUGGAUCGGCUGGCAGCGCUGGCACUGCACGGUCAGACAUGCCACCUUAAUAGCGACACCGAGCCUCGCUCCGUCAAGCCAAAGAAUCGCCGGCGCAUCGUGGUGCUGGGAGCGCGCAAAGUGGGCAAGACCUCCAUCCUGCGGAGGUUCCUCCGCGAUGGCUUCGAGGAGCAUUACGAGCCCACCUCCGAGGACUUUCACAGAAAGCUGUACGACAUCCGUGGGGAAACCUAUCAGAUUGACAUCCUCGAUGCCUCGGGGGAGAGGGAUUUUCCUGCAAAACGCAGACUGUCAAUCCUCACAGGUGACAUAUUUCUUCUGGUGUUCAGCGUGGAUGACAAAGAAUCUCUGGACGAAGUCUGUGCAUUGCUCAAGGAGGUUGUAGCUGCCAAGUGUAAACUUCUAAAAUCCAAAGAAAACGCGUGCAUCCCGGCUGUGAUAUGCGGGAACAAGGUGGACUUGAGUCGGGAGGAGAGGACCGUGAGCCAUGCGGACGUGUUCCGUGCACUUGGAGACGAUUUUCCCUACUUCGAAAUCUCCGCCAAGGAGGGAACCAACCUGGAAGAGAUGUUUGAAGUUCUGGCGGAACGGGGAGGACUUCCAACCGAGACCGGCCCCUCGCAGCACCGCAAGAUCUCCAUUCGCUCGUACCGGGCCUUGCGUUCCGGCAGACCGGCGGGAAGGCGAAUAACGCCCGUCCAAGAUGCGCCAUGCGGGGCGCUUUGCCCGUUAACUCGCCGGCCGAGCUUCAACACCGACCUCCGACAGGUCCUCGGAACCAGUACCUCCAGGAAACGAAGAAAACCUCUCGACAAGUGUCAGAUUCAAUGAGAGCACAACUCAGGGGACAUUUUUGCUAAAACGUUUGUCUGUUUGUUUCCAUUACAUGAGAAUGCAUUUAUUAUAACGUUACCAUUUUAUUUCAUACAUGCUGGCUGGACCAGUAAAUAAUUGUGAUGACAGCGCGUUAACCGAAUGUGUGACUUUUAAAAUUUUAAUUUUUAAGAAUAAAUGAUGUCUGAAGUUGCAUGGUAAA